Molecule: messenger RNA, 1785 nt
Organism: Nestor notabilis (Kea)
Lineage: Eukaryota; Metazoa; Chordata; Aves; Psittaciformes; Psittacidae
Gene: CENPT
Product: centromere protein T
Biological process (GO): chromosome segregation; mitotic cell cycle; kinetochore assembly
Cellular component (GO): kinetochore
Molecular function (GO): DNA binding; protein heterodimerization activity
Source: RefSeq, a predicted model, not a curated record
ACCAAAUCUGAUCCAGGAAAGAAGAAUUUGGGCAGAACUACUUCAGUGAGGCCGAGGCCGCUGAUGUUCCCUGAUCUUAUUGAGGACACACCACGGACUUUGAUCAAGAAAAUCAUCCAUAUCUUUCCACCAGCUUCACCUGUGGUACCUGAGAUAUCAAAACAUGAAGAACCAGAAGCGGCAGCAGAAGAAGCUCAAGCAGAACUCUCAACUGGGAGGCCUUCCAGCAUGGAGGAAAUGCAGCUGCCAGAGUUUGUUCCUGAGGAGAGAGCUGUCUUCGCAUUCCGUAUGAGUAAGGAGAGAAAUAAACUCAGCAUUUCUGAAUUUGAGAGAGCAGUAAACAAACAACUUCUCCAGAACCAAGCUCCAUCAACGCUGGACAGCACUAUGGCUGGAUCUCUUAGCAUGUCUCUUGGAUCCUUGGUGCAGCCAGACACUGUUGAAAGGAGAGGCCUGCUCCGGAGGCCAAAGAAUCACAAACCUGUUGACAUAAAAGCUUUUGAAGACAGAGUGGAACAGGACAUGCUGAGGAGAAAAGCACAGAGGUAUCUUGUGGACUCAGAAAUGUCAUCUGGGAUUCAAACAACCAUGCUGACAAGUGUGGAUACAGGCAAGAGAAGGACCCAAGGAUAUUCUCAGGACUUAAUCCUUGAUCGUGAGGAUGGUGACAGUAUGCCUUCUGUAUCUCCAAAACUGCCUGCAAACCCACCAGAAGAUAAGCAAGAUCAUUCCCAGUGGACUAACCCAGUGGAGCAGCUCUCUGUUUCAGAAGAAGUGGUGGUUAGCACUGUUAAUAGACGGACCUCCUCUUUGCCGUCCUGAAGUUCAAGUAAAUGUUUGUGGUCCCCAGUCACAAAGCCUGAGAGAUCUUUCAGCAAGUCUUUCAGAGACGUUGUGUCCCAUAUAAUUGAAGUCCUGUAUGUAAGUGAUACAGAAGAAGAGAUGGCUAUGACAGUGAACAGAGUGGAAUAGGAAGAGAAUUUCAGAGAGGAAGCAGCCCAUUUGGAAGAAGAGGGAAUAGCAGAAGGUGGCGUUGAAUACCAAGGCUCUCCCAAAGCUAGAUGUGAGAUUGCCCGAAGUAUUGGAGGUGAAAGUCUGAGUAAACAUUCUAACCCUACCUUCUCUGAAAACUCCGGGAUGGAGCCGUUUAAGGAAGCUGUUGAACAAGCAGAUGAAUUAGAGGACCAGCCUAUUUUUGUAGAACUGGAUAGUCUGGAAGAAGAGCCUACUGAGGAUGAAGCUGAAGACACUGAGAAUGAAGAGGAUUUCAUGAAGGCACCCACAUUUGUCAAUGCUGCAGCCUACAAGCCACCACUGUUAACUCUAUCACCUGCAAAACCUGCUGCUCCCGAUUUGCCUCAAAGGCCUCCUCUGCAGCCACAGCGGGCAAAGCCAUUUCCAAAGCACUCACAGAGAAAACCAUCUGAGCCUAAAAUACCAAGCAGUUUGAUAAAGAGCGUGUUUAAGCACUGUGCGAAAACGCCAGUGGCCAGAGAAUCGUUCAAAAUUGUUGAAAAAUGUACUGAGAAAUACUUCAAGCAGCUCUGCAAUGAUCUGGUAGCUUUCGCCAGCCAUGCCGGGAGGAAGACAAUAGAGGUGUCUGACAUGGAAGUCCUCAUGAGAAGACAAAGGCUGGUGACAGACGAGAUGCCUCUGCACGUGCUGAUUGAGCGUCACCUCCCUCUGGAGUACAGGAAGCUCCUGAUUCCAGUUGCUGUGAGUGGAAAUAAAGUGAUCCCUGGAAUUAAAUGCAGCAGCAGCCGCAGGGGGUGGAAAGACGCCUGA